Molecule: messenger RNA, 1182 nt
Organism: Colletotrichum truncatum
Lineage: Eukaryota; Fungi; Ascomycota; Sordariomycetes; Glomerellales; Glomerellaceae
Product: methanesulfonate monooxygenase
Molecular function (GO): oxidoreductase activity, acting on paired donors, with incorporation or reduction of molecular oxygen
Source: RefSeq, a predicted model, not a curated record
AUGUCAGCUACUUCGGUUCGUGAGGGUGGGCCUACCCUUAAAGGCCCAUUCGACUUUAAGGACUCACCCCUCAGUCGCGCAUCUCGCCAACCACUACUUCUCGGCCUUUUUCUCAACCUUCAAGAUAUCAAUAUAUCCACUCAUCCCACAAGCAACAGCUGGACGUUUGAUUACAACGUCGACCUCGUUCGUAAAGCCGAGGACCUUGGUUUCGAACUCGCUUUCAGCCGCACCCAAUGGCUGCCGAAAGGCGGCUAUGACGGCGAGGCCUCUCUCGACGCCUUCGUUGCUCUCGGCGCCAUGGCCGGAGUGACCAAAUCCAUCCUGCUCAUCUCCACCAUGCAUGUGCUAUACGGCCCGCUCCAUCCGCUACACAUCGCAAAGUACGGCGCCACACUGGACCACAUCGCCAAAGGGCGCUGGGGCAUCAACGUGGUGACAGGCCAUCGUGCUGUUGAGCAUGAAAUGUUUGGAUGGCAGCGUAUUGAGCAUGACAAGCGGUAUCAGAUGGCUGGGGAGUUGUUCGACGUGGUGAACAGUCUUUGGGGCGAGACGGAGAACCUGUCAUACAAGGGUAAGGUGUCACCUUGGCAGCUCGAGAAUGCGUGGAUCACGCCCAAGCCGCAGUAUGGCAGGCCGAUCCUCAUCAACGCUACCGGCUCGCCCGCCGGCAUCGACUUUGCGGCGCAGUACUCUGAUUUGAUUUUUAUCACAUCCCCGGGGACGGCAAACAUUGAGAGCGCGCUAGAGACAUUGCCCGACCACAUUGCCACGAUCAGAGCUGCGGUUAAGUCCAAGGGCCGGGAGGUCAAGAUUCUCAUAAACCCCAUCAUCGUAUCGCGUGACACGCCUGAGGAGUCUUGGGCGUACGCUCGCAGCAUUGCCGAGGGCACGAAGGUGCAGACGGGAACCAAAAAGUUUGGUACGGCGAACGGGAACUAUGACAGUGAUGCCCAUGCGUGGCGGGGAAGGAAAGGGGUUCAAGGAAAGCAGGGGCUCAACCUCGGAGGAAAUAUUGAGAUCAUCGGCUCACCGGAGCAAGUCGUCAAGCAGUUGGAGGCUCUGCAUAAAAUCGGGAUCGAUGGGGUCGUCGCGAACUUUUACGAUUUUGCACCGGACUUGGAGUACUUUGGCAACAAGAUCCUACCUUUGGUUAAAGAAGCUGGUCUGCGAGUUGCCUGA